Molecule: messenger RNA, 3441 nt
Organism: Suillus subalutaceus
Lineage: Eukaryota; Fungi; Basidiomycota; Agaricomycetes; Boletales; Suillaceae
Exons: 8
Coding region: 1-3441 (1146 amino acids)
Biological process (GO): cell redox homeostasis
Cellular component (GO): mitochondrion; cytosol
Molecular function (GO): protein binding
Source: RefSeq, a predicted model, not a curated record
AUGCACUCCAUAUCCGACUUGACAACGUUCUGUCGGAAGACGACCGGUGACGUCCCUCCGAAGCUUGUGGGCGCAUCUACCACAGUCGUAGGGUCGAAGAUGUAUCUUUUCGGUGGGCGCCUGGUCACAGAGCGCCGCAUGGUCUCGGAUCUAUAUGUGUUCGACUUGGAGACCUUUGUCUGGGAGAGGAUCACGCCGUCUCCAGAGGAUGAUAUCCCAGAAGCACGAUAUUUUCACUGCACAGAGACCUGGAAUAACCAACUGAUUGUUUUCGGUGGUAUGGGCAGCACCCCGAACUCCAGUAAUCCAGAAGAUCUUUGUGUACUCAAUGACGUCCGUUUCUUCGACUUGUCAAUAAUGCACUGGCUUCCCACAACAGCUACUAACGGUGCUUCUGCGGAGUCUGGCGCGGAGACGUUGGUUCCAAAGCCUCGAUAUGCGCAUCUAUCAUCUGUUUCAGCUGACCGUCUUUUCAUCAUCGGAGGCCAAGACCUAUCGAAUGUUUGGCUGGAUGACAUCUAUGUGUAUGAUUUAUUGGGUAGAGCUUGGGUUCAGCGCCGAAACUUUCCCCACCAUUGUGGUACCUAUCGUAGCGUAGCCGUUUCCGCAAACCAACGUGUCCGAUUACCGCAGGAGGAAAUCCACUCGACGGAUACGACUCCCAUACUGGGUCCCCCUGGGGCACGAUUCCGGCCCGAAAAGUCCCCGCCUUCAACGCAAGCAUUCACCUCGUCCGAUUCGUUUGUUCACAUGCCGUAUUCAGCCCCCCCAACUGACGACUUUCCGGAUGACAUCUACCUGUACAGCAACUAUAACUUCACAGACGUCAAGCGAGAGUUCGAGGUUUUUUCACCAUUGCCAGACACAGAUUUCACAAUCACGGAUCGUUCCGCAGAUAUGACAGGCACGUCAUUCCCCCCAGGACUCCGUUUUCCCUCAGGUGCUAUCCUGGGCACGCACUUCAUCAUUGCUGGCACGUACCUGGCGCAUACAUAUCAAUCUUAUUCUAUCUGGGCGUUAGACAUGUUGACCAUGACUUGGUCUCGUAUUGACUCGGGGAGCGCCAUGGCGACUGGCUCCUGGUUUCGUUCCUGUCUGUGGGCAGAAGCGAAUAAACUUAUGAUCUUCGGAAACCGGAAUGGCAACCUCAUCGAAGAUUAUAACCGCCGGCUUCUCAGUUGGGAUCACGUUGCUGUUAUAGAUUUGGAGUCGUUUGGAAUCUAUCAACCUCCACCUCUGCAAAUCGAUAUACCAAUGCAGGAGUUUGGAUUAUCAGCCCUAGAAGAGGGUGUUCUUGCUGACUUUGAAAUCAUCUGUGACGACGGGCGCAAAGUCAAAUGUUCGAGGAAGACUCUCGAGGAUCGUUGGCCCUGGUUCAAAGAUCAAAGGAACAAGUUCUUGGCGCGGGCUCGACAGGCAAUAGAGAUUUUGCCAUCAUCUCCCAUGGACGUUGGGCUUCCGGAUCUCCCUGGCGCACCAGGGUCCUCGGAAGCGCGUCCAGACCCACGUCUCACGCCACGUGCCUUUAACCUGUCUGAGCCUUAUCCUAUCACACUCGCGCUAUUGCAGUAUUUUUACUCAUUGGCACUCAUCACUCCCCUCCAACAUGCACCUGCGGUGUUGAGCCAAUUGCUGAUCCUCUCGAGUACUUAUCAAAUUCACCACCUUGAAUCCCUUGUGAAACAUGCAAUGCAUCGGGCUCUUUCGAAUUCGACUUCUGUCGGUGUGUACGAAGUUGCAACGCUGUGCAGCUGUCGGAGCCUUCAAAUUAGGGCACUCAAAACAGUUAUGUCUUAUAGCCAGAAGCGGACUGGUCGUUCCCGCGCUGACAGUAGAAACGGAGGCGGUGGUCGCAACCCCGACCCCAGUGACAGCGAUAACCCUGGUCGUUCGAGUGAUACUGUCCCGACAUCAAGUCACAGCCGUGGCGGUGGUGUUUCGGACGCAAAUUUAUCUAGCUCUCUCGAUCAGCAGAGUAGUACAGGCUCGACAACAAGAGGCUUCACAGCUAGUGAGUGCUGCUUUGGAGACCCUUUUCCCACUCAUGGUGGAUCAUCAUGUCAGAACUCGGCUGUCACCGCAACUCCCACAGUUUCUCAAAUAACACAGGCCUCACAUAAGAACACUCUUUCUGAAUGUACUGUAACGCCACGGAGACGAUCCAUGGCGCACCACCACAGAACGUUCAGCAUUAUUUCGGCACAUACGGACUUUGAGAUAUGCGCCGUAGCCGACCUCCUGUCACCUGCAGUAUCGCAUCCACGGAGCUACGCCGAAGAGCAAGAGCGCGUUGGGGUCGCAAUAGAUGAUGUCGAUGAUUUCCUUGAUCCCAGCAAUGGUGUUCACACUACCGGAAUGGCUCCUGUCAUGCCAUAUCUUCUUCUAGAGCACGAAGAACCUCUUUCGCCUUCCUUCGGAUCCCAUUCCAUGACCAGCUCAACCACUCAUUCAGAGUCAGAUUUCGAUAUCUCCUCAGACGAUUAUUCUGGCCCUUACACUCCAUCCAUCCCCUCCUCCCCUGCUUUCCACCUUCCACGUCGCACAAGGACGCGAUCACGCGCUAGCAAUGGGCACGUAAGCGCCAGUGACAGCGAUACACCCUCCUUGUCGUCUUCAACGACGUCUAUCAGCUCGAAUGGCAGUAUCUCGCAAUUAUACUCAACAUCGCCUCCUACCAGCCCUACCACCCUUAAAACUCCCAUUGAUCAUCCGGCUGUUGCUAACCAGCAGCUUACCAUUAUUGAGGAGCGAACAGCAGAAGACCGGGAUAUAACUGGUCGUCGCUAUUCUGACUCGGGCAGCAUCAUCUUUUCGCCUGAUUAUACAACACCGUCACUACGGAAACCAUUUAUCACACGAACUCCUGACACGCGACCGAAGGGUCGUGUAUUCAAUGUAGAACACCUGCGACUCAAUGUUCAACCCCCGGUCACCCACCAUUUUCCAUCCAUAUCACCUGCACCUUCUUCGACCUUUGAUAUUGGCUCACCCACGGGCAGCACCUUUUCCCCGGCAAGUGCCUAUACAUCGAUGACCAGCCCUCGCCCCACGAAGUCCUCUCUGAACCAUCUUAUGUCCCCGUCCUCUCUGAACCAUCUCAUGUCCCCGGGCCCGAGCAAUACUAAGGCACCGAGCGUGCUUGAAAGCGCAUGGUCAGCGUCUCCAACUGCGAGCGUCGUAACAUCCAAAACUGUUCGCAAGGAAGACAGCAAAGCAGAGAAGGCGCGGAAAUUGGAGGAAAAGAAGCGACAGAAGGCAGAGGCCAAAGCUGAGGCUAAGGCUAAAGUGGAGAGAUUGGCGGAGGAGUUGAAGGAGCGUCAACGACGUAAAGUUGCCUCAGUGGACAGGCAGUCAGUGCACACCCAUCGGUCAUUUGGCCGUGUUGCACGACGGCAUUGGGACGAUGACAUUCCUAUGUAUAACGGUUUGGGCGCCCUUUGA